Meriones unguiculatus (Mongolian gerbil) is the source of this 813-nucleotide messenger RNA. Its product is annotated as prostate-specific antigen-like. The transcript is spliced from 5 exons. The record is from RefSeq and is a predicted model, not a curated record. NCBI's taxonomy places the organism in Eukaryota, Metazoa, Chordata, Mammalia, Rodentia, Muridae. Bases 1 to 813 code for a protein of 270 amino acids. Gene Ontology annotation, molecular function: serine-type endopeptidase activity. Gene Ontology annotation, biological process: proteolysis.
AUGUGGUUCCUGGUCCUGUGCCUUGUCCUAUCUCUGGGAAAGUAUGGUGCCCUGCCCCUCACCGUGUCCAGGGCUGUCGGAGGCUGGGAGUGUGAGAGACAGUCCCAACCCUGGCAGGCAGUUGUGCAUGAUCAUGACAGGGCAGUGUGUGGGGGCACCCUGGUGCACCCCCAUUGGUUACUCACGGCUGCCCACUGCAUCAGCAGCGACAGCAAGGUGUGCCUGGGUCAGCACAGCCUGGAUGCUGAUGAUGACACUGGUCAGGGCAUAGCUGCCAGCCGUUCCAUCCCACACCCACUCUACGACAUGAGCCUCCUAGAGCCCAGAUUUCUCAGCCCCAAUGCUGACAACAGUCACGACCUGAUGCUGCUUCAGCUGUGUAAGCCAGCCAUCAUCACAGAGGCCAUGAGGGUGCUGAGCCUGCCCACUGAGGAGCCUGAGCCGGGGAGCUGCUGCCUGGCUUCUGGCUGGGGCAUCAUCAAGCCAGAUAAGUCUGUCAGGGCAAGGGAGCUGCAGUGUGUGGACCUCAACCUCAUGCCCAAUGAUGUCUGCCAGAUGGCCUAUUUGCAGAAUGUGACAGAAUCCAUGCUGUGUGCUGGGCACCAGGGAGGCGGCAAAAAUACCUGCAUGGGUGACUCCGGAGGCCGGCUCGUCUGUGAUGGGGUGCUCCAAGGUAUUACAUCGUGGGGUGGUGACCCCUGUGCCUGGCCCAGCCGGCCUAGCCUAUUCACCAAGGUGACAUUAUAUACAAAUUGGAUCAAAGUCACCAUGAAGGACAACCUUGAGGUCCCUGUGGCCUCCCUAGUAAACUGA